Molecule: messenger RNA, 9186 nt
Organism: Fundulus heteroclitus (mummichog)
Lineage: Eukaryota; Metazoa; Chordata; Actinopteri; Cyprinodontiformes; Fundulidae
Gene: zdhhc3a
Product: zinc finger DHHC-type palmitoyltransferase 3a
Exons: 8
Coding region: 235-1164 (309 amino acids)
Biological process (GO): peptidyl-L-cysteine S-palmitoylation; protein targeting to membrane
Cellular component (GO): endoplasmic reticulum; Golgi apparatus
Molecular function (GO): protein-cysteine S-palmitoyltransferase activity
Source: RefSeq, a predicted model, not a curated record
GCUCAUGACGUCAUCGCGCCCUGAUGUUGUUAGAUGGGUAGCUGAUGUCACUAAGGCAGACGGAGAAGGAGGAGGGGGGGAAGCGAGCGGAGGAUGCUUAUCUUCAAGUGUUUCCCCUACCAUCCUGCAAGGAGGGUGACCUGCCUGCUAACAAGACCUUUCCCCUCCAAGAAGAUCACGGCAUGUAGUAAAUUAUUAGAAAUCUCAUGUGAUGACAUCCAGCUUCAAUGAAGGAUGAAGAGUCCGGUGCACAGAUGCAGGGAUGUGGAACACGGCCGUGGGCAGAACAGGGCAGGGUCCAACUGCCUACAACCUGAACAACGCAUCCCUAUCUCCAAAGACGUCAUUACUUCCUCCUCUUCGUCAGCAAUGUGGUUCAUCAGGGAUACCUGUGGCAUCGUGUGCGCCAUCAUAACAUGGCUUCUGGUGUUUUAUGCAGAGUUCGUGGUGCUCUUUGUAAUGCUGGUGCCAUCCAAGAAUCUCACUUACAGCAUUGUAAACGGGACCUUGUUCAAUACUUUGGCCUUUCUUGCCCUCGCCUCACACCUCAGGGCUAUGUGCACUGACCCUGGGGCAGUGCCAAAAGGGAAUGCCACCAAGGAAUACAUAGAAAGUCUUCAGCUGAAACCAGGUCAGGUGGUCUACAAAUGUCCCAAGUGCUGCAGCAUCAAACCGGACCGAGCACACCACUGCAGUGUGUGCAAACGAUGCAUACGGAAGAUGGACCACCACUGUCCAUGGGUCAACAACUGUGUUGGGGAAAACAACCAAAAGUACUUUGUGCUUUUCACAAUGUACAUUGCACUCAUCUCUCUGCACUCUCUGGCCAUGGUGGUCUUCCAUUUCCUCUACUGCUUUGAAGAUGAUUGGACGAAGUGCAGCUCCUUCUCUCCUCCAGCAACAGUCAUCCUUCUCAUCCUCCUGUGCUUUGAGGGCCUCCUCUUCCUCAUCUUCACCUCUGUGAUGUUUGGCACCCAAGUCCACUCCAUCUGUACAGAUGAAACAGGCAUAGAGCAGUUGAAAAAGGAGGAGCGAAGAUGGGCUAAAAAAACUAAGUGGAUGAACAUGAGGGCAGUUUUUGGACAUCAGUUCUCUUUAUUGUGGUUAAGCCCCUUCUCCACCCCUGACCAUGGUAAGGCUGAGACCUACCAGUAUGUGGUGUGAGGGAGCUCAGGACAGGAAAAGCUAGCCCUGCCCCUCUGAGCUCAGCUAAGGAAGCCUGUUUGCUCCCACUCAACAUGAUUUACUGUGUACGUCCCACACAAGCCAUGGACAGCUUUUUAUGUGCUUUUUUUAUGUGCUGCCAACAAAGUGAGCAAUGUCUUAUUUUGUAUUUAUUUUAUUGCCUUUAGCGAGUUGAGUUGCAGAGAAAAAGAAACACUGUCAUUCUGUUUGCAAACACUGUGAUAAAUCAGUUUGUUAUUUUUUUGGUCUUUUAUCAAAAACUUUCUUUUCUGCCUUUGUUCACUCUCCCACUGCUUUCUGGUGAAGGGUCGGUUCAGCCAAAUUACAAAAAAAGAGAGAAAAUAGAAAAUUACCUUUUUAUCACUUAAUCCUGUCAGCAUAUGGCCUUUCCUAUUGUACAGGUGAGUAAAACUGAAGGAAAAUGUAAAUUAUAUGGAUCAAUUGUAAGGUAUUUAUUAAAAGAAGCCAUAAGAGUUUAGUCAGUUUAACCUGCAGGAUGUUAUCAGGGACAUGUAAAGAAAUACACCUACCUCAUCCACUGAAACAUAUAUUUAGCCACUGUUUCAGUUCAGAUACGUCUACCAUGAGAUAUAUUCAAUAUACAGUUAGGGACAGAAAUAUUUGGACAGUGACGCAAUCUUCAGGAUUUGGGCUCUGCAUGCCACCACAUUGAAUUUGAAAAUAAACAACUACAAUGCAAUUGAAGUGCAGACUUUAAGGUUUAAUUCAAGGGGUUGAACAAAAAUAUAUGUUUAAACAUUUUUAUAUAAACACUCCUGAUUUCAGGAGCUCGAAAGUAAUUGGACAACUAAACAUAACCCUAUGUAAAAUAUUACUUUUCAAUAUUUAGUUGAGAAUCCUUUACAGGCAAUGACUGCCAGACGUCUGGAACCCAUGGACAUCACCAAACGCUGGGUUUUCCUCCUUUGUGAUGCUUUGCCAGGCCUUUACUGCAGCGGUCUUCACUUGGUGCUCAUUUUUGGGUCUUUCUGCCUUACGUUUUGUCUUCAGCAAAUGAAAUGCAUUCUUAAUUGGGUUGAGAUCUGGUGACUGACUCUGGCAUUGCAGAAUCUGAGCAGAAAGUUUAUCCCUAAACACUUCAGAAUUCAUCUGGCUGCGUCUGUCUUUUGUCACAUCAUCAAUAAACACAAGUGACCCAGUGCCAUUGGAAGCCAUGCAUGCCUAUGCCAUCACACUGCCUCCACCAUGUUUUACAGAAGAUGUGGUGUGCUUUGGAUCAUGAGCUGUUCCAAUUCUUCUCCUAACUUUCUUCUUCCCAUCAUUCUGGUACAGGUUGAUCUUAGUCUUAUCUGUCCAAAGAAUGCUGUUCCAGAACUGGGCUGGCUUCUUCAGCUGUUUCUUUGGCUAAAUCAAUUCUGGCCUUUUUAUUUUAGAGGCUGAUUAAUAGUUUGCACCUAGUGGGGAAUCCUUUGUAUUUACUCUCAUGAAGUCUUCUCUUUAUGGUAGACUUAGAUACUGAUACACCUACUUCCUGUUCUUCACUUCAGUGGAUGUUGUGAAGGGUUUUUCUUCACCAUGGAAAGGAUUCUGCCAUCAUCCACCACUGUUAUCUUCCAUGGAUGUCCAAGCCUCUUUGAGUUCACAAGUUCAACAGUGCACCUUUUUUUUUUUCUUUUGUCCCCAGAAUGUACCAAACUGUUGAUUUGGCCACUCCUAACAUUUCUGCUAUCUCUCUGAUGGAUUUCUUCUUUUUUUCAGCCUCAGGAUGUUCUGUUUCACCUCCAUUGAGAGCUCCUUUAAUCACAUGUUGUGUGUUCACAGCUACAGCUUCCAAAUGCAAACGCCACACCUGAAAUGAACUCCAGACCUUUUAACUGCUUAAUUGAUGACAGGUUAACGAUGGAAGAGCCCAUGCAGCCUUCUUCUGUGUCAAUUGUCCAAUUACUUUUGGUCCUUUGAAAAAGAGGCGGCUACGUAAUAAAGAGCUGUAAUUCCUAAACCUUUGCUCCAAUCUGGAUGUGAAUACUCUCAAAUUACAGCUGAGAGUCUGUACUUUAAACCCAUAUUGAUUAUAUAACCGUAUCCUGUAUAUGUUUUCAUAAACAGCUAAAAUAACAAAACUUGCGUCACUGUCCAAAUAUUUCAGGGACUAACUACAUAAGGCCUUUAACAAGAUUCAAACCCCUUAAAUUUUUUCACAUUUUGCCACGGUACGUCUUCAGCGUAUUUUAUUUAGAUUUUAUGUGACAGGCUAACAUAAAGUAGUGCACAAUUGUUAAGAGGAGUGAUGCAUAGAUUUCAACAUUUUACAGUUUGCACUACUACACAAAAAUAUUUACUUUGGUAUUCAGUCCUGUUGGCCAAAACACAUUGGAUGCGUCCGACUGGUCUUACUGAUCCGAUUUCUUCUAAACACACAGGCUCCGACUAGAAGUUUACCUCUAUGGACCAGUGAUGGCAGCUGUUUUUAGUCUUUGUCUUUUGGAUAAAAAUGCUUAUUAGUUUUAGUCACAUUUAGUCAUUUAAAUAUGUGACAGUUUUAUUCAACGAAAAGCCAAAAAGGUUUUCGUCAAAAAGUGUAUUCUUUAUCACUGUAUACAAAACUACGCCAUCUGUAAAGGUCUACAGGUGAAUACAGAAUACAUACACACAAACACACAUAAAUAUAUAUUUAAUAUGCAUGUUAUUUUGACAAAAAUAGAAUUGACAUAGUAACUACCAAACAAGCAAAAAUUAAGUAUUGUGAUAGCCUAUUAACCAAAUGACUGGCACCCACCCUGUAUCUCAAACAUGGGUUAGUAUGACAACCCAUUAUAUUUGCUGCUCUGCUAAAUUUCGCUGCAUGUUCUACAGACAACAGUAACGCAUAUAUGAGCUGAUGUUGGCACAACCAAGCUAACUUUAAUCUGAAGUUAGCAUCCUAUUUGUCUCAGUAGUUAUAUGGAAUACUUUAAGCUUAAUAUGAAAUGUAUCACAUGCGGAUUGUUGAGUAACAAUGCUUGCAUAUUAUAUCUUAACAGGACUUGCAGUAGUGAGCGUAGUAAUCAGUGUAGUGAUGUGCUGCUUAACAUUUGUGGUAUUUAGUUUGUGGUCAGAUUUACCGCCAUCUCCGUGUCCGAUACAUUCGGUUUUUCUUUCGGAGGGCUCAUAUUUAAAGUAUUUCCGUAGACUUUUUUUUGUAAUUACCAACCACCAAAAUAAUUUGGGGGCAUGCCUGGGCCAUCAUGGUCCAUCAAUAAAUUGGUAUACUGAUGGUGGGCGUGACCAAACAAGGAUGGAGCAGCUGAUACUGAAUUGCUGAAUUGCAUGCACAAUUGGCAGGAACGUCAUGCAUUGUGAACAUCUGACAGACCACUCGCUAACAUGUUUGUCCAGUCUCGUCCCAUCAAUGCAAAUUCACACACGUCAUGUUUAAGACAUCAAUGAGCCAUGUCUUCAAUAUAUACCGGAAAUCCCGAAGGCAUAAACACAAGCUGGUGUGGCAGUAGUCUCAAAGCUGCAGUUGAUGCCCAAACAGGCUCAAAGAAGAUUACCAUUAAACCUCUUCCUACAAAACAGUUGGUAGUCCAACCCCACCGGAAGUUGCAAACUGACUCGAAAAUUGAUGUUCAUUGACACACUAUGUACAAUCCAAUAGCUUUGUGGAAGACAGCACAUUAUUUAAAUUUUUACAUGUGUAUAAUUUUUUUUAAAUCAUUACUACUACUACUACUACUACUAUUAACAGUUCUACACUAUUUUGCGCUGGCCUGUCAACCAAAAUCCUAAUUUAAUUGAAUUAAUUAAAGUGUAUGGUUUAGAAGUAAGAUCAAUCCUGCAAGCUACUGUAGUGUAUUUAAGCUGCUACGCAACUUUUCAAACAGUGAAGUCCCUCUAAAAUAUUUUUGUCUUCUGCUACAACCCCAAGAUCAGCUAGAAAUGAGAGGAUUGUGGUAAAUAUCUUGCGUAAUUUAGCUGAACUGACCUUUUUAUUGGUUUUUGGAGACAAAAUAAAGUUUUCCCAAUGCAACGGAUUCCUUAGAACCAUUGGGAAACCACAUCCAUACUUUGCCUGAAAAUUUAAAUGCUGGCAAAAGGAGCAUAUAAACAGUUUUUUUUUUUAUUGCUGUUUUAAAUUUGAUUAGUUUUUUGUUUGAAAUGAAGGUCAGAUUCUAAGAAUCUAACGAAGAAAUAAAAUAAUGCUGUAUAAUUCUCCAUUGGUUCAUAAUACCCUGACCUUUUUGUUCUCUGAUCAGACUCUAUCUUGCCUGCUUUACUUAGUUUAGUAAUUUUUCAUUAUGCCUUUAGUUCCAUCGCAAAGUUCUCAGGUGUUUUGGAGUUAUAAGGUUUAGUCUUUGUAUUUUUGAAGGAAGUCUCAGAAUUACAGCAAAUGGGAAAACACCCUGAAACACUCCUUAGAGCAAUGGUUCUCAAACCGUGGGGCGCACACCAAAAAAGGGGUGGGGGCAGGUCUGUGACAUAAAUAAAUUCUGCUAAAUGGGAUAACGGCACCAUUUGCUGUUUGGCCUGUACCUGCAGCCAGUAAUAUGAGUAGCAAGUGAUUCUGGGUAAUUAUCAGUGCAAGCUAUACACUACAGAUGAAGGAGACUGAUACUACAGUCGCUGAGCCAAUCAGUAUCCAGGAUACAAAACAGUUCCCUGGUUUAGACAUUAGACACAGUGUACUGUACAAUUAAAAAAAAUCCACAAUACAGAGAGACUGCAAACAACAAAUUGUGAUAUGGUGAAGGACCACUGUAUAUCGUUUAUAAAAUGUAGCACUAUUUAAAAAAAUGCCAUUUGCUAGAAACAGCUAUUAUCUGAUAUAAUGUAAUUUACUGUUAUAAAAUAGAAGGGAUUCUGGGUAAUCCUCAGCGCAAUGGUUUCACUGAAUUAAGAGAGAGCAAUAAAAGUUAAAUUUUUGUUGGUGGCUUGAAAAUAUUUCAUUCUUCAAAGGGGGAGCGCAACAAAAAGAUUGAGAACCACUGCCUUAGAGUGAAGUAAUGGGUAUCUGAUUAAAAAAAAUAUAUAUUAUUUUAUAUCAAUGUCUUGCCUUAGUUAAUCUCUUGCAAGAUGAUUGAUGAAAAGGAAUCAAAGAUGAAGAUAAGUCAAAAAUAUCAUCAGUGGGAUGAAAUAUUCAGAUGUUACCACUUGUUGCAAUUCAAGUAUUAUUCUUUGUGUCCAAAAUAACUAUCCAGAGGCCUUUGGUGUGGUAAUACAGUGCCAUAUGAGAACUUUGUGUCAGAACUGAAACCAAAAGGUAAAUUCCUGAUCAGGCACUCAAAGUCAAGAAUGGUAUUUUUUUUUGUCCAAUGCAUAAUUUUCUUCCCGUUAUUAUUGAGGAUUUUAUUUGUUUGUGAAUUUUAUCGAAAUGUGACAAAAAUUCAAAUGGAUGUUUUCUCUUAUGGUUUUAGAAAUAUUUGCAACUACUCUGAAGAUUUUUUUUCGUACAUGUGUACUCUGGAUUAGGCAUGGGCCAAUUACGGUUUCAAAACCGCUAAAAUACUACUUCACACAGUUCAUAUGAUUCCAAGUCCUUUUAUUGAAAUGACAGAAGUUGCAGGACUGACUGGAGUGUUAUUUGGCGCUUUGAAGCAUGCAGCAACACAAGUGACCUUCUCUCACCACUGGCUACUUAAUGAUCGUCAGCUAGCUGAGCGAAGGCUAGUACGUUUUUCCAGUGCAAAAACAUAUUUGGAUGUUUGUAAAUAUAUCUGAUCAUUAAAACAACAUGUGCCUCUCAGCACUUUUAUGAAGUUAAGGCGGUUUUCACUCAUUACUUACUUCAUCAACCAGCUGCUAUCAGCUUGUUAUUCAUGAUGAUGUUUGCAAUUAGCGGUAAAUGCAGUUGUAGUAAAGUGUCUUGUUUUUGGUAGCUAAUCUCAUGUGGCGAGCGGUAUUUUUGAUUUGACAGGUUUGCAACUUAGCCAAAUUUCUUCUCUUUGGUCUGUUUUAAUGAUGAUACGUUAACAGAUGUGUCCGAGCUUCACAGGGCAGCCUUUGUUGCCGUCUGCGGCUGCCUCUAUAAUGAUACAAAGCUCAACACUUGGUAGGUGUCAUCAAACGUACAGCCAGUUACAGAAAGUGGGAUUGUUCCUGCAGUGCAUUGUUUUCCAUUGGUCACUAACAGACGAGGUAGACACAAAUGUGAUGUCUGAAUCUGAAGUGAACACUGAAAACUGUAAAUUUGCUCUUCACUUUAAUAACAAAAAGCCCACAGUGGAAAUUCCUCAUCCAGCACAAAGAUUUGGUUCAGAAGGUCCCCAGAGAAGAAAUUUUGGGAUUUUUAAAGGAUUAACCUCAUGUCUGUGGGCAGCUUGGAAACAAGUUUAGGUAUAAGAAAUACUGAGAUAUUUAGUUGUCUUAUAAUCAGAAAAAAAAAUCAUCCGUGCAUGACAUCCUGGUAUUUCUUUCCCAGGCUGUUCCUAACAGUAAUUGGAGCUUACAGUGGUCAGAUGUCCUCUGUGAUUUGAAAGCAAAGGAAACUAGUGAUAAGUAUUUUGUGAAGUUAUAUUUUUAGCUCAGUUCUCUGCUUGCAAGCGGAGUUGAGAUUGCAGAUAAUAUGCUAGCAAUUGCAUUCAGGGCCACAUUUUUAGCUCAUCUCCCCAUCUUUAACUAUAAAGACUGUAGAACUAAAAGUUGAUGAACUCCCAAGUUUUAAGUCCUGUUUGCCCUGCAAGAGCAAAUCUAAACAAAUACAGUGCUUCUCCAGAACUCAAGGACAUAACUCAUCUUUUAUGGCUUAUAGGAAUACAAUGGAUACUCCCAGUGUUUCUCUAUAAAGAGCAGAAAGGAAAAAAGCAACAGCAUAUUGCAUAAUAAGCACAUUAAACCCCUGCUAAAGUUAGCCUGUGUUUAGUCUAAAUCUUUGCCAUAUCUAUGUAUUGAGGUCAAAAUGCCAAUGCGUGUUAUAGAUAACAUUACUGCAACUGAUAUUUUAGCAGCAUUAAGAUCAAGCCAAUGUUUUUGAUUUAAAUCCAUGUGUAAAUACAAUAAAACUGUAUUUGUAAUCUGUUACCAAACCCUAAUAAUCAAAUGCAGGCCCAUGCCUAUUCUGGAUUGUUUCACUAUCUGAAGUUUUUAGGUGUUAGAUUUUUCUUGAUACCAGCAUUUCAUUCUCUAAUGCGAGUGCUUUGUUUAAAGACCACGAGAAAAGGCUGACCUGUUUUUAUUAUGUAUUUCAGGUAAAUGUAAUAUUUCAGGUUGGAAACAAACUCUGCUGAACACAGAGAAAGCCUCUGUCAGUCAGAGCGCAAAUCUUCAUUUUAUCCUCAGCCGAAGGGUUUGUUUCCCAAAACCAGCUGGAUUUGGUCAGAUGAAUUUUUCUGGUUCUUUGAAAACAAAUGAAAGGCUUUUAAUCCCUACCAAUGUAAACCCUGACCUGUGCUGCAGCGGGAAAAGAUGUUUGUGAAAAUUUAGGUUGUCAAAAAAAACCUGUUGUAGCCUAUGUUUAUUGUCCUGAAGAAGGGAUCAUCCUCUCAACUUCUUUCCCUGUUUGUGCCAUGAGCAUUUUCCAGGGAAACACAUUGGAGAGGUCGUGUGCCAAAAUCAACAAAGCCCCACAAUUUUCGGAUGAUUUGGUUGGCUUUGAUGUGAAAAUCCUCUGAAAGAUCACUGGCUCGGCUUUAAAAGCCUGGGCUGCUGGAAGCUAAGUUAAAUCUGGCGUGGGUCUGAGUUGGGAGAGCUCCCUGUUCAGACGCGCCCAGCAGCUGACACGGUGUCUUGCACAACUCUGAACUUUUUGAAAGCAUUAAGGAAGUAUAAACUUUCACCGUUCAUACUUACUUACACGCGCUGAAAUCGACAAGAGCGGCACUUUGUUUUUGCCAUUUAAUCUUCUCUGUUUACAUGAUGUUUGGAUCCUCUGAUGUGGGAACGCAUGGUGGUUAGUUUAGUCAUGUAUGUGACAACACAGCUGGUAUAACGAUGUUGAUGUUGUUCUUUUCUUUUUCUUUUGUUGUUUUUUUUUUUACACAAAUUUUUAAAAUAAUUUUUCCAAGAUUGCACAGAUAUUUCAGCACAUGACGCAGAGAAUAAAUCCUUCUCAGUUGCAAAGCAAAA